AUGGAAUCGAUCUCAGCUGAUACUAUUAUUGCCAAGAUCGAAAGGAAUGAAAUUCCUUCAAUAGAAGACAUCAAAUACAUCAAUGAGACAGCUACACAAAUGUUCAGAACGAUGCCAAACGUUAUUCCUGUUCAAGCUCCAGUUGUCAUCUGUGGAGAUAUCCAUGGCCAGUUCGAAGAUCUCAUGGAAUUGUUCAAGAUCGGUGGCAAAAUACCAUUUACAAACUAUCUUUUCAUGGGUGACUACGUAGAUCGUGGAGCCAAAUCUGUCGAAACAGUUUCUUACCUUUUUUGCUUAAUGAUUAAGUAUCCAAAGAACAUCACCCUCUUAAGAGGCAACCACGAGAGCGCCGGUAUCUCACAGGUUUUCGGCUUCCGUGAUGAAGUUGUCAACAGAUAUGGCGAUGAUACAGUUUGGAAGAUUUACACCGAAACAUUCUGCAAUAUUCCAAUUGCAGCCCUUAUCAAUGAUAAGAUAUUAUGCGUCCAUGGCGGUUUAUCACCAUCUCUUCGUACAAUCAAAGAUAUUCAAUCUCUUGACAGAUUCACAGAGAUUCCUCACAAAGGACCUCUUUGCGAUCUUGUCUGGAGUGAUCCUACACCACAACCAGGCUUCCGUCCAUCAGAACGUGAUGCAGGCUACCAAUUUGGCCCAGAUAUUACAAAGCGCUGGAACGAAGAGAACGGAUUAGAACUUACAGCAAGAGGACACCAGCUUGUCAUCUCUGGUCUCGAAUAUAAUCAUAACAAUCAAAUUGUUACUGUUUUUAGCGCUCCAGACUACUGUGGCAGAUGCGGAAACUUAGGUGGUAUACUUGAGCUAGACGAGAACCUCAAGAAGAAAGAUAUUCGCUUCCCAACAGCUACAUCUGUUGAAACUUCCCAUGAAGAUAUUCCAAAGUACUACUCUUUCACUGAUAUCGAUUAUGAUUGGUAA
This is a messenger RNA of Trichomonas vaginalis G3, 936 nucleotides long. Its product is annotated as phosphoprotein phosphatase protein. The record is from RefSeq and is a predicted model, not a curated record. The transcript has a single exon. Gene Ontology annotation, molecular function: protein serine/threonine phosphatase activity. Bases 1 to 936 code for a protein of 311 amino acids. Gene Ontology annotation, cellular component: cytosol. Gene Ontology annotation, biological process: peptidyl-serine dephosphorylation; mitotic cell cycle. Lineage: Eukaryota; Parabasalia; Trichomonadida; Trichomonadidae.